CAGGAUAAAAAUGGAAGAUUCGAUGAGGAGAAAUCCGUCCUGGAGAAUGGUAAAUCCGUCCUGGAGAUCGGUAAAUCUGUCCGAGAGAAUGAUAAUAACGACCUGGAGAAUGGAAACCUUGAUCUGGGUUUAAACAAGGAGAAUAAGGAGCCAGAAGAGAAAGAAGAAGAUGGAUUAAAGAGGAGGAAGAAGGAAGAAAGAAAGAAAGCUGGAGACCUACUGUAUAGUAUAGAAGAAACACCGCCCUGGCAUACAACAAUUGUCCUCGGCCUACAGCAAUAUCUAACCAUGUUCGGGAGCACUGUAUCCAUUCCUUUCCUUAUCUGCCCAGCCAUGUGUAUCAGGUAUUAG
This is a messenger RNA of Eurytemora carolleeae, 351 nucleotides long. Its product is annotated as solute carrier family 23 member 1. Gene Ontology annotation, molecular function: transporter activity. The annotation marks the transcript as partial. Lineage: Eukaryota; Metazoa; Arthropoda; Copepoda; Calanoida; Temoridae. The transcript has 3 exons. The record is from RefSeq and is a predicted model, not a curated record.